AUCUUCCAUCUUCCAUCUUUUAUCUUCGUACACCGUAGUCUUUAAAUCGGACAAAAAGGAAGUCAGACAACACUGAGAAAACAUGCAAUACCCACCACAGCAGGCCUCGGUUCAAUCACCCUUCACCACCACCAUCACCAAGGAGAACACCAGAACCAUCCUCUCUGUACUCCUAGCCACCUCCAUCUUCUCCCUCCUUUUUAUUUUCUCACUCUCCUCAACCAACUCUUCCACUAACACAGCUCCCCAAUAUCCUCGUCCCGACCCUUAUCUCUUCCCGACCCGACCCACUUUCAAUAAGAUCCCGUCGGAUCCUGCCCCUUCUUCCGUAGCCUACCUAGUAUCUGGUUCUGCCGGGGACGCGGGUCGAAUCCUGCGCCUACUUUACGCUACUUACCAUCCCAAGAACUUCUACCUCCUCCACCUUGAUCGAUUUGCUUCUCAGACCGAACGUGACUCACUCGCCGUCACUGUUCAAUCUGUGCCCAUUUUCAGGGCUGCCCAAAAUGUCAAUGUCAUUGGAAAGGCUGAUUUCGCUUACCCUACUGGAUCCUCCUCGAUAUCAGCCACGCUUCACGGCGCUUCAAUUUUGCUGCGUUUAUCGGCGAAUUGGGAGUGGUUUAUCCCUUUGAGUGCCAGUGAUUACCCGCUUAUUACACAAGAUGAUCUUCUCCACAUUUUGUCAUAUUUGCCCAAAGAUAUGAACUUUGUUAAUCACACGAGCUACAUUGGCUGGAGAGAGUCUAGGAAAUUGAAGCCUAUAAUUGUUGAUCCAGGGCUUUAUCUUUCAGAAAAGACUCAGAUGUUUUAUGCUACUCAAAAGCGAGAGUUGCCUCAUGCUUUCAGAUUGUUCUCAGGCUCAUCGCAUGCUAUAUUAAGUCGUAAUUUUGUUGAGUUCUGCAUAAUUGGAACAGACAAUCUACCGAGGACUCUGUUGAUGUAUUUGUCUAACAUGCCAUCAUCCCUCCCUAACUACUUCCCUACUAUUCUAUGUAAUUCCCGUCAGUUCAACCGGACUGUUGUAAAUGACAACUUACUGUAUGUGGCCAGAGAUGAGCCCUUUAGAAAGGAGUUUCGCCCACUUAAUUCCACCGAAUUUGAUGUAAUGAUUCAGAGUGCAGCAGCCUUUGCCAGAGGUUUCCAUUUUGACGAUCCAGUGCUUGACCGCAUUGACCAAGAAAUUUUGGGUCGAAGCCCUGGCCAAGUUGUGCCAGGUGGCUGGUGCUUGGGUGAGUCUGAAGACAACAUUUGUGCAGUUUGGGGAGAUGCUGAUGUUUUGAGGCCUGGUCCUGGAGCAAGUCGAUUGGAAAAGCGUAUUGUUCGAUUGCUUACAAAUGGUGAGUUCCGGUCUCAUCAAUGCGUAGUAGAAUGAACUGGAUUGUUACUUCCAUGAGAGAAUGAAAAGUAGUACAUUCACUUCAGUCUACCAUUUUUUGAAAAUCUUCUUGUUUCAAGUUUUUACAAGAUCUGGAUUUCUGAUGUUGAAGAGUUAACAACACUUCUUUGCUGAUAUAAUAGAUCAUAUGUUGUGUAUUGAGGUUCAAUGGGUUAAUGGUAAGUUCAGCUUUUUUGUCACU
Messenger RNA from Tripterygium wilfordii, 1577 nucleotides. RefSeq names its product beta-glucuronosyltransferase GlcAT14A. Lineage: Eukaryota; Viridiplantae; Streptophyta; Magnoliopsida; Celastrales; Celastraceae. The coding region runs from base 83 to 1372 and encodes 429 amino acids. Gene Ontology annotation, cellular component: membrane. The record is from RefSeq and is a predicted model, not a curated record. The transcript has 4 exons. Gene Ontology annotation, molecular function: glucuronosyltransferase activity.